This is a messenger RNA of Loa loa (African eye worm), 318 nucleotides long. RefSeq lists its product as hypothetical. The record is from RefSeq and is a predicted model, not a curated record. NCBI's taxonomy places the organism in Eukaryota, Metazoa, Nematoda, Chromadorea, Rhabditida, Onchocercidae. Bases 1 to 318 code for a protein of 105 amino acids. The transcript has 2 exons.
AUGGAUGUAAGUUUAAACAGCAGUCGGGAUGAUUAUGAGCAGCCGUUUCAAUUGAAAGAGAAUAAACUUUUUCGGAAACAAAAAUGCACUUUAGAAUCACUUCCUCUCCUUCAAACUGAACGAGCAAUAAGCUUACUGAAGGAUGAAAUGUUUGAAUACCGAAAACAAGAAAUGAGCGAUGCGCUGUUGAUUUGUGGAAGUGGAAGAAGAGACAUUCGAUUUGGGCGGCAUGAAAUGAAUGGUGGUAUUGCAUUAGAAUCGAAAAUACUGCCUGUCCUCCUGUUCCACCCAUUGUACAAUAAUGACGCAGCAUACUGA